This is a messenger RNA of Lithohypha guttulata, 975 nucleotides long. RefSeq lists its product as uncharacterized. The coding region runs from base 1 to 975 and encodes 324 amino acids. Gene Ontology annotation, biological process: pantothenate biosynthetic process. The record is from RefSeq and is a predicted model, not a curated record. Gene Ontology annotation, cellular component: cytoplasm. Gene Ontology annotation, molecular function: 2-dehydropantoate 2-reductase activity. The transcript has a single exon. Lineage: Eukaryota; Fungi; Ascomycota; Eurotiomycetes; Chaetothyriales; Trichomeriaceae.
AUGAGUCAGCAACUGGAAGUUAUCUUGUAUGGUCUAGGAGCCAUCGGUUCCUUUUACGCUUUCAUUCUCAGUCGUUGCAAAGGCGUACGGCUAACAGUAGUUGCUCGGUCGAAUUUCGAUGCGGUCUCCGUAAAUGGCCUGAAGAUCAUUAGUCAGAACCACGGCGAGCAUGUUGUCAGACCAUACAAAGUUGUUAGGACGCCUGCCGAAGCCGACCUGAAAUUUGAUUACAUUGUCCGUGCGCACAAAGCGAUAGAUCAGGAUACAGUUCCUGAGCAGUUGAAGCCAGUAGUUGCAGAGAAAACGACAAUCGUUUUGAUUCAGAAUGGUGUUGGAAACGAGGAUCCUUUUAGAGCGGCUUUUCCUCAAUGCACAAUACUUUCGUGUGUGACAUGGGUGGGUGCAAUUCAACAUAGUCCUGGCAUAAUCAACCACACUAAGAGUGAAGAUAUGCAGAUAGGCCUGUUCCCAAGCCCGGACAUAGACCACACAAUCGAGAAGCAGAAGCUAGAUGGAUUCGUGUCUUUGUUAACAGAAGGUCAAACUGUGUUUCAAGUGGUCGAGAACAUUCAAAUCCAGCGCUGGGAAAAAGUUGUCUGGAACGCAGCAUGGAAUUCUAUCACAACGCUAACAAUGCUCGACACUCAAAUGUGGCUAAAAUCUUCUUCAAAUGCAAUGCCGAUGACCAGGAGGUUAAUGGCCGAGGUGAUUGACGUCGCUCAGAAGUGUGGAGUGCCCAUCGAGUAUGAACUUAUCGAUCGACUCAUCGACAAGAUCCUGGAUAUGCCAGGGAUUGGUAGCAGCAUGCGAACGGACUGUAAGAACGGUAAACCGCUUGAGCUAGAAGUUAUACUGGGUACACCAGUCAGAAAAGGUCGUGAACACAACGUCAGUAUUCCGACACUGGAGGCAAUAUAUACUUUGCUGCUCGGUGUCAACCGUAGGCUGGAAAGUGCAAGGUCUGCCAGUCCUUGA